Messenger RNA from Paramacrobiotus metropolitanus, 3908 nucleotides. Its product is annotated as phosphatidylinositol 4,5-bisphosphate 3-kinase catalytic subunit alpha isoform-like. Lineage: Eukaryota; Metazoa; Tardigrada; Eutardigrada; Parachela; Macrobiotidae. The record is from RefSeq and is a predicted model, not a curated record. Gene Ontology annotation, molecular function: 1-phosphatidylinositol-3-kinase activity; 1-phosphatidylinositol-4-phosphate 3-kinase activity. Gene Ontology annotation, biological process: cell migration; phosphatidylinositol-mediated signaling; phosphatidylinositol 3-kinase/protein kinase B signal transduction. The transcript is spliced from 15 exons. Gene Ontology annotation, cellular component: cytoplasm; phosphatidylinositol 3-kinase complex; plasma membrane. The coding region runs from base 406 to 3612 and encodes 1068 amino acids.
CCCAACAACAACACUUUACAGUCUUUACCCAAAAUCUUUGCAGAUAAUUAAUUAUUAGUUACUUGUCAACCUUAACAAAAGCGGAUAUUUAUGAACGAUUGACUGUUUUUCGUUCAUUUUUACUUACAGUGAGAUACGUUCAAGUAUUGGAAUGGAUCUGCCAUCAUGAUAGUACAUAGUACUACAUACCUAUUACCUGUAAUAAGCUUUUAGCUUUCAACUUUCUUAUGAUGACACCUUUUGCAGCUCGGUGGCGAUGUGUUGUGCAUCGUUACAGUGAUCUGCGUGGGUUUUGGAUUUGUUGUGCAAUCUUUGAAUACAAGCACUUGUAUUGCAAGUUGCCAUAUUGAAACUGUACCUUUAGUUGGAAGGCCGUUUUCGGCCCGGAGGAGAAAGCAAUCUGCAAUGGCCGUAGCCUACGCGCCAUGGCAUAGAGAACAACUUGGAAGUCCAGAUCAGUUGGAUUGUCUCCUGCCAAAUGGAAUAUACCUCUCCCUGGCCGUCGAGCGCCAUACGACACUGGCGCACUUGAAAACACAGCUGUGGAAAGAAGCUCAGAGAAGUCCACUACAUUAUCUCUUAGAUGAAUUCACGGAUUACAUAUUUGUGGGCAUCACCACCGAUGCGCCUUUCCGUCAGGAGUUUUUCGAUGAAUCUCGUCAGUUGACUGAUUUGAGAUUAUUCUUGCCUGCACUGCAGUUAAAGGAAGUCGAAGGGAAUCGCGAAGAGAAAAAAGCCAGCAACGAAAUCGGUGAAGUUUGUGGGAUAAAUAUAGCAGAUUUCAAUGCAUGGAACGAGCAGGAAGCCGUGGAGUAUCGGCGAACACUUCUGAACGUUACCAAAGAAAUUUCGGAAUUUCGCGAAAUGGGAGGAAAGAAAGCGCUUGCCUCAUAUUUUUACCCUUCGCAACUAGAAAGCGAAGAAACAUUUAAUAAAGACAUGAAAAAUUCCCUUGAAGGGGAUGUGGAAAUUUUUUUGCUGCCUCCGAUCUCCAAACGGCGCACCUCUCUGCGUAUCCGAGUGAGUUACCGCGAUAUGCCCAGCGAUGUGGUUUUCCGCUGUCUGCAGGAAGGGCUGCACGAGCUGGCCGACCCCAACGCGCUACCGUCCAUGAGAACUUACGCCGAACGCAAUUACGAGAAUUAUGUGCUGAAAGUGUGUGGUCGAGAGUCGUUCUUCUUACGAGGCAGCCCUUUCAUUCAGUAUAAGUAUAUUAGAAAUAAUCUUGUCUACAAGCGAGCAAUCAAGUUGACGUUAGUCUGGAGGGAGGAUCUUUUGAAUGCCCUGGACCCAUCUCCAGUUUCCCUGCCCAGCAUUGCACGUAGACCACUUCCGGUGCCCGUCGUGAAAACGCAAAAUUCUACGUGGCAUUGUGAUAGAAAAUUCUCCGUGAAACCUACUGGUGUGAUGAAGCUUGCCGGAACGGGCGAAAAGCUGUUCGUGCGAGCUGGCUUAUAUUGGGGAACGGAACCUCUCUGCCCAGCUCUUGAUACGGAGCAGAAGCCUUUUAACGAUCCCCGCUGGAAAGAUCCGUUGAACUUUGACAUCAAAAUCAGCGAUAUUCCCCAGGCUGCCAAAUUGUGCAUUGCUGUUUGUGCCACUCUACCACGCAAACGGAAGGACAGAGGCGCCGAAGUAGGAAACACCUUAGCAGCGCCCUCCGCUGCUGUUGGACGCUCUGCGUCGUUGUCUCGCCCGAAAAAAGAGCAAAUGGAUUAUGUUGCGUUAGCAUAUGCUAACAUAAACGUGUUCAAUUGCCGGGGAGAAUUGCUAAACGAUCAGCUUACCAUAGGAUUAUUUCCCACCUCCCGGGACUUUACGCAUAUUCUUAAUCCCUGUGGUGUGACGGGUUCAAAUGCCAAUAAAGAUUAUGGAUAUUUGACCUUGCGUUUUGAACAAGCUGCUUUGGUAUACCCGUUGCACGCAGCCGUAUUAGCUUGUGCUGGAACGCCAACCGAAGUUUUUCCACCGGAAAAUGUGGAGAAUCUUAACGCGGAUGAACUCCAAGCCCUUCGAUUACUGGCGAAAAAGGAUCCGCUGUAUGACCUGAGCGAACAGGAAAAGGAGAUGUUAUGGCGUUGUCGAAAAAAUUGCCCGGAAGUUCCAGAGUGUCUUCCAAAGUUACUAAGUGCGGUGCGUUGGUCGAAUCGUUCAGAAGUGGGAGAGUUGUAUGCUCUGUUAACCCAGUGGCCAUUUGUACCACCAGUAGUUGCCCUUGAACUCCUGGACUGUAAAUAUCCCGAUUCUGAGAUCAGAAAGUUUGCCAUACGAUCUUUGGACCGUGGGUGUACGGACUCAGAAUUGGAGCGUUAUCUCCUGCCUCUUGCUCAAGUGUUGAAAUACGAGCAGUAUCUCAGUUCCCCCAUCGCCGAAUUUCUCCUUCGUCGGGGGCUUCAGAACAGGCGUAUUGGGCAGCUGCUGUUUUGGUUGUUGAAGGCCGAAAUGCACGACAACUUUGUUUUUCAAAGAUUUGGUUGCAUUCUUGAAGCGCUGUGCCGUGGUAGUGGCGCUUACACCAAAGCACUCUGUCGGCAAGUGGCUGCCUUGAAUAAACUACGGGAUCUCAGUACGGCUGUGGUGCAAGGCGAGGAAGGAAAGAAAUACGUUAUGGAACAGUUGAAAGUAGAUGAAAAUAUCGCCUGCCUCCAGUGUUUUCCAUCCCCGCUUGACUGCGACGACACACUAGGCGAUUUAAUUGCCGCGGAGUUCAAAGUUCUCGGAUCUGCGAAACGUCCGUUGUGGCUUGUGUGGCACAAUCCGGAUCCCUUGGCAGAUUUGUUUUACACUAAACAUGCCAUUAUCUUCAAAAAUGGUGAUGAUCUCCGGCAAGAUAUGCUUACGCUGCAGGUUAUGGCGUUAAUGGACAAUAUCUGGCAGACCGAAGGAUUGAAUUUACGAUUGAUACCUUAUGGAUGUCUUCCCUCAGGAAAGAACAUGGGUGUAAUUGAAGUCGUGCGUAAUUCAAAAACUGUCAUGGCCAUUCAGAAACAGAAGGGCGGUAUGCGAGCAACUAUGCAGGUGGAUAAUUUUGCUGUUUUUAAAUGGUUGAAAGAAAUGAAUCAAGGUACAUCGCAAUAUGAGAGAGCUGUGGAUAAUUUCACCGCCUCUUGUGCUGGAUAUUGCGUGGCCACUUUUAUCCUGGGAAUCGGCGACCGGCAUCCGGAUAACAUCAUGGUGACCGAAUCCGGUCAAAUGUUCCAUAUUGAUUUUGGACAUUUUCUUGGCCAUUUCAAAAAAAAAUUCGGAAUAACUCGUGAGCGGGUGCCGUUUGUUUUGACACGCGACUUUAUUAAUGUAAUUGCGAAGGGUUCCGAGUAUCCAGAGCGUACAACGGAGUACGGCCGAUUCAAGCAGCUGUGCUGCAAUGCGUACAAGAUAAUGCGACGUAACGCUAAUUUGCUCAUUACACUUUUUGCCAUGAUGCUCUCUACCGGCAUUCCAGAACUGCAGUCACUGGAGGAUGUGGCGUAUUUACGUAAUACGUUGGCUGUAGACAAAACGGACGAGGAAGCGAUGAAUUACUUCGUGGAAAAACUGAACGAAGCGUUCGUGGAUGCGUGGACCACCAAAGUUGACUGGUUUUUUCAUGGAGUUAAGCAUUUGAAUACUUGACUGUGAUAAAUUUAAAUGUUUUUGAUUGCGAUAUUUUCUCAAAGACAGUUAUUGCUGCUAUGAUGCAACUUGUAUUACCGUAAUGGAUAAGUUAUUUUGGGUGACAGGAUUUUUGGAUUCAAUUUAUUUUUUGAGUAUUUUGUAGUUUAUUCUUUUGCCAACCGGUGGAUGUAUUUUAUUUUUGAUUUUUCCCCGUCCAUAUUUGCCUGUUUUGUUCUGGAGUUUUCGGUAUUUGUUUGUUCAGACUGCUGCGUGUACAAGUUUAUUUAUGGCAAUCCAAAUUAAAAACCGUAUCG